AUGAAUAGGCACUUUUAUCAUAAUAACCGUCGCGUUAACUAUGGUUAUAUACGGAAAUCACCACAUUAUCUUCAAAAUAAUCCUAAUUUAGAGAAUUCACCCCAUCAGUUAGCCAUUCAACAUUACGUUCCACCUACUAUUUCUUACAAUUUUUCUCUUCAACCACCAUCAAUAUGUAAUAGCGCGCACAAUUCUAAUCAAUUAAAAGUGAAUAACAUUGACCCACCUUUAAUUAAUGAAAAAGUCAAUAUUAAUGAUAUGGUAACUAGUUAUGAAUUAAACAAUCAAUUCUUGAAUUUAAUUAAAACUAACGAUCCUCCGCUAAUAAUGGGCAAAGUAAAUAAAAAAGAUAUUAUUUUCGUGGUUGAUACAGGAGCGAGUACAAGUAUUAUAAAUAAGAAUUUUUUACCCAGUGAUCAUAUCAUUUAUCCACUUAAUAAUGUUACAUUAACUACAGCUAACGGAUCACAUUUGCAUGUGGUAGGUAAAACUACUUUAGAGUUGAGUGUUAGUGAAAUUGCCGCGAAAAGCGACAUUUUAACACAAGUAGCACCAGACGGUUGGUGUGGAGUAUCAACACUCGAAGCAAUCUUAAAUAAUAGAGGUAUAGAUAUUAAUGCUUAUGAAAUUAAAAAAUUAUUAGGAAUCGAUCUAAUAAUUAAACGUGAUUUUACUACCUUUCCAACAUCUGAACGAGAAAACAAAUUUAAAACACGUAGCGUUAAACAAGACGUAGCAAAAAUCAGUAACAAUGAUUCCCACACGAACACGACUCAAUUCUCAGAAAACGUUAAAAGUAAUAUUUCGUUAUCUCCUACGGUUACAACAUCUGAAAACGAACUAGACUGGGACAUUAAUCCAGCGUUACCUAUUGAUCAGCAAAAUAAACUUAGAGGCUCGUGUAAAGUUGCUCCGAUAGAACUUCAGUUAUCAAGUAAUAAAAUAAUAAAUUUACCUAAUUUUAAGUUAAGCCGCGUAGAGCGUAAUGAAAUCGAAAAACAGACAGAGGAACUUUUAAAAGCUGGUAUUGUAGAGGAAUCUUCAAGUCCUUAUUCUAAUCCUGUGUUUUUAGUCGCUAAAAAUCAAGGACAAUGCAGCAAAAGUCAAGAGGGAUCAAAAGAAUACAGAAUGGUAAUAGACUUUCGAAAACUUAAUGAAAUAAUUUAUCGUGAAAGCUUCCCUUUACCAAUAAUACAAAAUUUAUAUGAUUGUUUAGCAGGAAAUCAAUAUUUUAGUUCUUUAGAUGCUACUUCAGGUUUCCAUCAAAUAGAACUUUCUGAAAAUUCUAAAGCUCUUACAGCUUAUUCAACUGAAAAUUAUCAUGUUCAGUUUACUCGUUUACCUUUUGGGUUAUCUAAUGCACCCCAAUUUUAUCAAGCUGCUAUGUGUAAAGUCAUGGCUGGCUUAAAUUAUAGACACAAUAUAUGCUAUUUAGACGAUUGCGUUGCAUUUGGCAAAUCAUUCGAAUCUCAUUUACAUUCACUAGAAUUAACAUUUCAACGAUUUUUAAAGUAUAACUUAAAACUAAAACCAUCUAAGUGUAGAUUUGGCUAUCAGGAAUUAAAAGUAUUAGGCAACAUUAUUGAUACGAAGGGAAUAAGACCCACUCAACAGGGAAUAGAAACUAUACAAAAAUUCCCACAACCUAAAACGAUUAAACAACUUCGCAGUUUUUUAGGUCUAGCUAAUUAUUUUAGACGUUAUAUUCCAAAAUUUAGUAACAUCGCAAAACCUUUAACAGAUCUAACUAGAGGUAAAUUCAAUAGCAAACGUUCACCAAUCAAGUGGGAAGACACACAUGAACGUGCUUUUCUUGAACUGAAAAGUAAAUUAACUAGUCAGCCAGUAUUAGCUCACUAUGAUGAAAAUGCAGAAACUAUAAUUGUAACUGACGGUUCUAAAUUGGGUUUAGGUGCUAUCCUCCAGCAGCGUAAUCAAAACAAUGAAAUUCAUCCAGUAGCAUUCUCAUCCAAAAAACUGACUAAAGCCGAAGGCCGAUAUAGCGCAAUGGAUUUAGAGUGUCUAGCAAUUUUUCACGCAUUAACUGUUUUUCGUCCUUAUGUUCAUGGAAAGUACUUCGAAAUUUGGACUGAUCAUAAAAACUUAACAAGUUUUGAUUAUUCUAUAAAAUAUAAAGAAGGAAUUUUUAAUAAAGCUGCAGAUUGUCUUAGUAGAAUAAUAGACGAACCACCAAAACUUUCUGAAUUUACAGAGCUUUCAAAAAUAGGCGUACAUACAAUAUUACAACAACCCAACGUAAAUUUAGUACAACCAAUUAAUAUCCAAUUAGAACAAGCUUCGGAUAAUUAUUUACAAAAUAUCAUAACUGCAAUUAAAAAUCCAAAUGAAAAUUGUCAAAAACGUAAGCCUUUUAAACAACCCAAACCGCCUAAAAUAGGAAUGUACCCUCUAGAAAAAGGGGAAAUUAUGCAAGAAAUAUAUUUGGAUUAUAUUGGGCCACUUAGUAAUUUAAAAUCUAAUAAAUAUAUUCUAGUAGCAACAGACAGAAUAAAUCUUAUAUUACGUUUUGGAUGUAUGCGUACUAUAAGAAGCGACAAUGGAACACAUUUCACAGGUAAAACGGUUAAACAACUAUUAGAAUCAUUAAAUGUAGAUCAGAAAUUCGGCAUACCCUAUCAUCCAACUUCUCAGGGCCAAGUAGAGCGUCAAAACCAAACUCUGGUUGAUAUGAUCUCUAAUUAUGUUAAAGAUAAUGAAAAAUUGUGGUCAGAUUAUCUACCAUAUAUGGUAUUUGCUUACAACAGUUCUAUUCAUAAAGUUACAGGUUAUUCACCAUUCUACUUAGUCCAUGGGUUCGAGCCCAAAAGCGUCUUUGAAUUAGCUUUAAUACCACCAGAAGAUCAAAACAUACUCUCAGAGAUCUCAAAAAUCAAGAAAAUAAGAAAAUUAGUUCCUGAAUUGCUUAAACAAGCGUCUGAACAAGUGAAACAAAAGCAUCCUUUGUCGAACACCACACAAUAUAAUAUUGGUGAUAAAGUUUUAGUCAAAAACGAAACAUCUAAUACUAAAUUUCGAGAUCGUUACAAUGGACCAUAUGAAAUUAUAAAAGCUUAUCCACCUUUUACAUACAUUGUAAAAAUGCCAAAAAAUAACAGAUUAGAAAAUUUACCGGUCCAUAUUGACCAAAUAAAACCAUUUCAUAGCAGGUCAGGAGAAUAA
This is a messenger RNA of Daktulosphaira vitifoliae (grape phylloxera), 3180 nucleotides long. RefSeq lists its product as uncharacterized. The transcript is spliced from 7 exons. Bases 1 to 3180 code for a protein of 1059 amino acids. The record is from RefSeq and is a predicted model, not a curated record. NCBI's taxonomy places the organism in Eukaryota, Metazoa, Arthropoda, Insecta, Hemiptera, Phylloxeridae. Gene Ontology annotation, molecular function: aspartic-type endopeptidase activity; nucleic acid binding. Gene Ontology annotation, biological process: proteolysis; DNA integration.